AUGGACGAAGGAAUUCCUCAUUUGCAAGACAGACAGUUACUGGAACAUAGGGAUUUUAUAGGACUGGAUUAUUCCUCUUUGUAUAUGUGUAAACCCAAAAGGAGCAUGAAAAGAGACGACAGCAAGGAUACCUACAAAUUACCGCACAGAUUAAUAGAAAAAAAAAGAAGAGACCGGAUUAAUGAAUGCAUUGCUCAACUAAAGGAUUUACUGCCUGAACAUCUGAAAUUGACAACCCUGGGGCAUCUGGAGAAAGCGGUAGUCUUGGAAUUAACUUUGAAACACUUAAAAGCUUUAACAGCCUUAACGGAGCAGCAGCAUCAGAAGAUAAUUGCUUUACAGAAUGGGGAGCGAUCUCUAAAAUCGCCUAUUCAGUCCGACUUGGAUGCUUUCCACUCGGGAUUUCAAACCUGCGCCAAAGAAGUCUUGCAAUACCUCUCCCGGUUUGAGAGCUGGACGCCCAGGGAGCCGCGGUGUGUCCAGCUGAUCAACCACUUGCACGCCGUGGCCACCCAAUUCUUGCCUGCCCCUCAGCUAUUGACUCAACAGGUCCCACUGAGCAAAGGAACUGGCACGCCCUCGGCCGCCGUCCCUACGGGGUCCGCGGCCGCCCCCUGCCUGGAGCGUGUUGGGCAGAAGCUGGAGCCCCUCGCCCACUGCGUGCCGGUCAUCCAGCGGACUCAGCCCUGCGCCGAGCUUGCCGCGGAGAACGACACGGACACCGACAGUGGCUACGGCGGCGAGGCCGAGGCCCGGCCGGAUCGUGAGAAGGGCAAAGGCGCGGGAGCUAGCCUCGUCACCAUUAAGCAGGAGCCCUCCGGGGAGGAUUCGCCGGCGCCCAAAAGGAUGAAGCUGGAUGUACGCGGCGGCGGCCUGGGGGGCGGCGCGGCAGCGGCUGCGGCAGCGCUUCUGGGGCCCGACCCUGCGGCGGCAGCGGCGCUGCUGAGACCCGACGCCGCCCUGCUCAGCUCACUGGUGGCGUUCGGCGGAGGCGGGGGCGCGCCCUUCGCGCAGCCGGCAGCCGCCGCGGCUCCCUUCUGCUUGCCGUUCUACUUCUUCUCGCCCUCUGCGGCCGCCGCAUACAUGCAGCCCUUCCUGGACAAGAAUGGCCUGGAGAAGUACCUGUACCCGGCAGCCACCGCCCCGUUUCCGCUCUUGUACCCCGGCAUCCCCGCCCCGGCCGCCGCCGCCGCCGCUGCUGCCGCUGCUGCUGCCGCCGCUUUCCCUUGCCUAUCCUCUGUGUUGUCGCCCCCUCCCGAGAAGGCGGGCGCCGCCGCCACGACCCUCCUGCCGCACGAAGUGGCGCCCCCAGGGGCGCUGCAUCCCCAUCACCCGCACGGCCGCACCCACUUGCCCUUCGCUGCCCCCCGCGAGCCGGGGAACCCGGAGAGCUCUUCUCAGGAAGAACCCUCGCAGCCAGGAAAGGAAACCCCCUGA
This is a messenger RNA of Chrysochloris asiatica (Cape golden mole), 1437 nucleotides long. RefSeq names its product basic helix-loop-helix family, member e41 (gene BHLHE41). Gene Ontology annotation, cellular component: nucleus. The record is from RefSeq and is a predicted model, not a curated record. The transcript is spliced from 5 exons. Lineage: Eukaryota; Metazoa; Chordata; Mammalia; Afrosoricida; Chrysochloridae. Bases 1 to 1437 code for a protein of 478 amino acids. Gene Ontology annotation, molecular function: protein dimerization activity; DNA-binding transcription factor activity, RNA polymerase II-specific; RNA polymerase II cis-regulatory region sequence-specific DNA binding. Gene Ontology annotation, biological process: regulation of neurogenesis; anterior/posterior pattern specification; regulation of transcription by RNA polymerase II.